This is a messenger RNA of Hemicordylus capensis (graceful crag lizard), 3676 nucleotides long. RefSeq names its product zinc finger protein 420-like. The record is from RefSeq and is a predicted model, not a curated record. Gene Ontology annotation, cellular component: nucleus. NCBI's taxonomy places the organism in Eukaryota, Metazoa, Chordata, Lepidosauria, Squamata, Cordylidae. The coding region runs from base 324 to 3407 and encodes 1027 amino acids. The transcript has 6 exons.
AUAAUGGGUACACCUUCCUGUCCUUCCCCUUCUAGGGACUGAGCUUUUGUGUCCCUUUGGGGGCGAAAACCUGCAGAUUGAGUGCCUUCGAGCAGCAGUGGUGAAGGGCAGUUAGGAAAAGCCAUUGGCUGCUGGAUGAUGCCCUUUUGUGGCCAGAGACCUGAUGAGGUGAAGUGUCACUGGGAGAACCACCUGCCCCAGUCAUCUGUUCUGUGGAGACUUCCUCUGUGCAGAUGCUGCGCUGAACAUAAAAGAGCCCCCUCUCCCCACAUUUUUGCAGGGCAGAACAAAGGGGCUGAGUGGAGCGGAGCUUGUGAGUGGCAAUGGCUGCAGAGCAGCAGGGAGAAUCCCCAGCCCUUGGUCUCCAGCUCCAGGCUGUGCUGGAAGGAGGUGUGAAGCUGGGAAUGAAAAGGGAGCCAGAGGAGCCAGCAGGCCUCAGGCCAGAGAUGGGACUGGAAGGAAAGGGAGAUAUCUCUCCUGCCAUACGGCAUCUGAGCUGGGCACAGCCACAGGAGAUUAAGCAAGAGCCGGAAGAAGGGCUGUCAUCGCAGCAAUGGGAAGUCCAGUGGCAAGAGUUCCUCAAGACCGUGCAGACUCCUUGCUCAGGAGAGGGAAUCUCACAGCUGCCAGAGACUGCGCCAUGGGGUGAAACGACUUCCUUGCCCCCUUGUGAGGAAGCAUCAGCCCCCGGCAGGUGGACUAGAGAAGGGAAGGAGGCCAGACUCUUGUGUGGAACAGCCCAGCAAGCCAAUAGCAGGCCAGACCCCAUGAGCAGGAGAGACUGUGGGCCAGCCAAAGAGAUCAAGACGGAGGAUCCCAUCAGCUCAGAGGUGCAGCGCCGGCACUUCAGGCAGCUCUGCUACCAGGAAGCCCGGGGUCCUCGUGAGUUUUAUGUCCGCCUCUGGGAACUUUGCCAUCAGUGGCUGAUGCCGGAGAGGCACACCAAGGAGCAGAUCCUGGACCUGGUGAUCCUGGAGCAAUUCCUGGCGGUCCUGCCCCCGGAAAUGCAGAGCUGGGUGAAAGAACGUGAUUUUGAGACCUGCUUCCAUGCUGUGGCCCUCGCAGAGGAUUUCCUCCUGAGGCAGCGAGAGACUGAGAAACCAGAACAGCAGGGACUGGGGGUCAUUGAAGAGGUGUCUAGGGGCUUCAACAAAGGGGAAUGUUCUUUACUGGAUCCAGACCAAAGAAUUGUGCUCAGGGACAUCGGGGAAGAUUAUGAAAACAAGGCAACUUGGGGCAAUGAGAGGGAGAGAAAUAAAGAGGGUCAACAGCAAAUGGAAACAAAACAGACGUGGAGGAAGCAGUUCAUGGCUUCUGAAGAUGCCAACUUCCAUGAAAUUCCAAUUCAAGAAAAAUAUCACAAAGGAAAUGAGAUUAAUAAAUUCCCUUUAUGUGCAAAAAUCUUAACUCGUAAUUCAAGCCUUAGCACACCUGAAAGAAAGCACACAGGUGAGAAACCAUUUAAAUGCUCAGAGUGUGGAAAGAGUUUCAGUCACAGGAAAAGCUAUACUAUCCAUCAGAGAAUCCACACAGGGGAGAAACCUUAUACAUGCUCAGUGUGUGGGAAAAGCUUCAGGCAGAGAAUUCAGCUUACUAUCCAUCAAAGAAUCCACACAGGGGAGAAACCAUUUAAAUGCUCAGAGUGUGGAAGAAGCUUCCGUUGUAGCUCAAACCUUGUUUCCCAUCAAAGAAUCCACACAGGGGAGAAGCCGUUCAAAUGCCCAGUGUGUGGAAAGACUUUCACUCGUAGCAAAAGCCUGACUUUACACCAAGCAGUCCACAAAGGGGUGAAACAAUUUAAAUGCUCUGAGUGUGGAAAGAGCUUCAGUCGCAGCAAAAGCCUUAAUUUACAUCAAAGGAUUCACACAGGAGAUAAACCACAUAAGUGCUCAGACUGUGGAAAGAGCUUCAGUCGGAGAAAAAGCCUCACUUUGCAUUGGAGAAGCCACACAGGAGAAAAGCCGUAUAUGUGUAUACUAUGUGGAAAGAGGUUCAGCAGGAGUUCAAACCUGAGGUCACAUCAAAGAAUCCACACAGAGGAGAAACCAUAUAAAUGUUCUGUGUGUGGAAAAAGCUACCGCCACAGCAUAACCCUUACUAUUCAUCACAGAAGCCACACAGGAGAAAAGCCAUAUUUAUGUUCUGUGUGUGGUAAGAGCUUCAGUCAUAAGCACCACCUAAAUCUGCAUCAAAAAAUCCACACAGGUGAGAAACCGUUUACAUGCUCCGUGUGUGGAAAGAGCUUCAGUCAUAACAUAAGCCUUACAAGACAUCGCCGAAUCCACACUGGGGAGAAGCCAUAUAAAUGCUCAGAGUGUGGAAAGAGCUUCAGCCGGAGUACAAACCUUAGGUCCCAUCAAAGAACCCACACGGGGGAGAAGCCAUUUACCUGCUCAGAGUGUGGAAAGAGCUUCAGUAGGAACACAAGCCUUACAUCCCAUCAAAGAAUCCACACAGGGGAGAAGCCAUUUAAAUGCUCCGAGUGCGGAAAAAGCUUCAGGAUUAAAUCCCACCUGAAUGAACAUAAGCGCAUCCACACAGGGGAGAAGCCCUACGCGUGCUCCCAGUGUGGAAAGCGCUUCAGUCGGAGCACACACCUGACGUCGCAUCAGAAAACCCACACAGAGGAGAAGCCAUAUAAAUGCUUGCAGUGUGGGAAAAAUUUCCGGCACAGGAAAAAUCUUACAUCGCAUCAGAGUAUACACAUCAGGGAGAAACCGUGUAAAUCCAUGGAGUGCGGAGAGCAUUUCAGUCCAAGCAAAAGCCUCCCUUCACAUCCCCGAGUCCACUCGGAGGAGAAACCCUAUAAAUGCUCGGUGUGCGGAAAAAGCUUCCGAGGGAGCUCUGACCUUCGGUCACAUCAGCGAAUCCACACAGGGGAGAAACCGUAUACGUGCUCCUUGUGUGGAAAGAGCUUCAGUCACAGCAUAAGCCUUGCUUCCCAUCAGAUCGUGCACACGGGAGAGAAACCCUUCAAGUGCUCAGAGUGUGGCAAGAGUUUCACGCGCAACACCGGUCUCACUUUGCAUCAAAGGAUCCACACAGGGGAGAAACCAUAUACCUGUUCGCUGUGUGGAAAGAGCUUCACUCACAGCAAAAGCUAUACGAUCCACCAGUACGUGCACUCGGGGGAGAAACCGUAUACGUGCACAGAGUGUGGGAAAAGCUUCCGAGGCAGUUCGUACCUUAGGUCACAUCAAAGAAUCCACACAGGGGAGAAACCAUAUAUGUGCUCUGUGUGUGGGAAGAGCUUUCGGUGGAGCACGAACUUCAAUGAACAUAAAAAAAUACACACAGAGGAAAACAUGCAUCCUAGGAAUGCCUGGAUUGUGGAAAGAGCAGCAGGUGGGGCGCAGAUCUUCACAUCCCAGGAUUCAUAUCCGGGAGAAAGCAUCUAUAUAGUUUAGAGAUUUCUGAUCACGUGAACUUGGUUACCAACAAGAUAAUCCACACUGGGGGAAGACCAUGAGGCGGGUUCACAUGUCGCAGUGAAGCUGUGGUUUAGCCAAGCUGCUGCAAGCACACAAGGCCUCAACGCAUAACCUCAAGCCCCAUUUCCAGUAUCGGGAAGGAUAUGCAGACCUUGGACAUGGCAUGCAAAACCCACCAAUGUCAAGAAGCAAGAAAGGAAACGGGGUCCACGGAAUGGAAAAGCAAGAACAAUGGCAAAAAACGU